UGAUAGUCGAAGCUCUCUUUUUCAAUCCCUAUGUUGACACGUUCACGCUUUGACCAACAUCGGUUCAUGCUCGACACUGUUCGAAACACUACGACUGUCACCGUUUGACUGCAGGCCUGAUAGAUUGUAUAAAGAUCUCAGUCUGGAAACAAAUUAUAGCUGCACGUCUCGGCAAGCUAGCGGACGACCAAAAAUCCCUUAUUUGCCUUCUUCUCAGCCUGUUCGCGCACUGGUGGCUUUGUUAAUCCAUUAUGGCAAGCUACUUACGGUACAUACUAGCAGCGAUUGCUCUCCUUGAUUCUAUUGUUGCUCAAGUGCCGGCCAAUAUCUCAGACUACAAGAAUAUUACUUCGCCAUCUGGCGUGACACUCCGCUAUAAGGAGACUGGGAAGGAAGGUGUUUGCGAGACGACAAAGGGCGUAAAUUCGUACAGUGGGUAUAUUGAUAUCGCUCCUGAUGUACACAGCUUUUUUUGGUUCUUCGAAAGCAGGAAGGAUCCCGCGAAUGACCCUAUAACCCUCUGGCUCGAUGGAACGAAGGGUACCUACUCCCUGACCGGUCUAUUCCAAGAAUUAGGACCCUGCAAUGUUACAGAAAAUCUGGAAACGCGGCUUAAUCCAUACAGCUGGAAUGAAGUCUCCAACCUACUGUUCAUCUCCGCACCCAUCGGAGCAGGCUUCUCCUAUUCUAAGCAGGGCGAGGGCUCCAUCGACCCUAAAACUGGCAAAUUCAUGAGCGACUCAGAGGCUCCGGUGGCUGGGCGGUUCCAUAUUGAUGAUCCGACUAUCACGUACACGACAAAUGCAUCUGCUGUCACGGCAUAUAAUGUCUUGCAAGGGUUCUAUAGCGCUCUACCGCAAUUAGACUCUAAGGUCAAGAGUAAAGUUUUCAACUUGUGGACGUCAAGUUAUGGUGGUCACUAUGGUCCUACCUUCUUUAAAUACUUUUCCGAUCAGAACAAACGUAUCAAAGAUGGAAAAGCCGAGGGUAUUGAGCUCAAGAUGAACACACUUGGGAUCGGUAACGGUGAAAUAGACUUGUACAUCCAAACACCCUCUGAGCCAGAGUUUGCAGUCAACAACACGUAUAAGGUGAAGGCGAUCAACGAUACACAAUAUGCCAACUCCAAAGCUGCGAUUGGUGAAUGUCAGACCAAACUUAAAGCCUGCAACGCAGCAGACAGACGAACUUCCGCUGGGCAAUUGACUUGCCACCAAGCCAGUUCAUUUUGUCAUGGGAAGGUUCAACGUGGGUUCUACGAAGAAAAAAAUCCAUUCGACAUUCGCCAGCCAUCUGGUGAAAUACCACCCGCGGAUUACUUCAAGGAUUAUUUGAACAAGGCUGAAGUCCAGAGGGCAAUUGGUGUGAACCAAAACUACACCCUAUCGAACAAGGUGAUUAAUGAAGCCUUCGAGACUACAGGCGACAGGGCCUACCCAGACGCUAUCAAAGAUCUUCAGAUACUGCUUGACGCUGGCGUUCGCGUUGCACUCUACUAUGGUGAUGCCACGUGGUUGAGCAACUGGUUCGGAGGCGAAGCUGUCUCUCUCGCGGUCAACUAUACCGGUGCCGAAGCUUUCCGCGCUGCGAAGUACAAGCCUUUCCGCGUCAAUGGUGUCGAACACGGCAAAGUACGCCAAUCAGGAAACUUUUCUUUUCUAGUUCUUAAGGAGGCAGGUCUGUGGUCGGGGUUCGAUCAACCUAAGGCGUCGUUGGAGAUGUUCAAACGCACGAUCACCAACGUUCCGCUUGCUGAUGGGGCGGUGUAGGAGAUUUCUGAUGAUUAGAUAGAUUAUUCUGGGAACAGUCUUUUGGGACUUGUGGCUUGAUCAAUUACGGGCACGACACAAAGAUGACUUCCCAUGAGUGUUAGAACUUGUAGUUGCAGAUAUUGAAGAGUAAAUUGAUGUAUACGAUGAUAUAUAAAUGGAGAGCUCAAAUAGCAUGGCGUCCGCAUC
This is a messenger RNA of Pseudovirgaria hyperparasitica, 1958 nucleotides long. Its product is annotated as alpha/beta-hydrolase. Bases 252 to 1769 code for a protein of 505 amino acids. Gene Ontology annotation, cellular component: fungal-type vacuole. Gene Ontology annotation, molecular function: serine-type carboxypeptidase activity. The transcript is spliced from 6 exons. Gene Ontology annotation, biological process: proteolysis. The record is from RefSeq and is a predicted model, not a curated record. NCBI's taxonomy places the organism in Eukaryota, Fungi, Ascomycota, Dothideomycetes, Acrospermales, Acrospermaceae.